AUGGUGAGAGCUGUGACGAGAUUGUGCGCUUACACGAGCAGAUUGGUAGCCAUUUUCUUCUAUACAUGGCUACCGCAAGCUCUGAGGAUCACUAUACUGGCAUUUUUCGUGGCUCUGAACCGGUGCGGGCGAGCCUACGCGAGGUAUCAGUACAGGGCGAUGGUGAGGAGGGAGGGGAGGACGUUUGUUUACAGACGGAAGAGUUUGUUUUCGAGGCCGGAGGCGGCGCCGGAGUGUGCGAUAUGUUUGUCGGAGUUUGUGGAGGGGGAGGUGGGGAGGGAGCUGGAGAGGUGCCGCCACGUGUUCCAUGCGGGCUGUGUGGAGAAAUGGCUGUUGCAUGGGGAAGGGCACGGGAGCUGUCCGCUUUGCCGGAGCCCCGUGGUGGUGCCGGGGGCGGACGUCGGAGAGUCGUGGAAAGACGAGAGGGGAGAAGGCUGUGCUUCGAGGAAGACUUGGCUCGUCUAUUACUCGCUGGGCUGCCCAAGAUCUGCACCACUUGUUAGAACACUUUCUUCUUCAAAUAUACACAUUCUUACAAGAUAUAGUGACUAG
This is a messenger RNA of Ipomoea triloba (trilobed morning glory), 552 nucleotides long. RefSeq names its product RING-H2 finger protein ATL52-like. The transcript has a single exon. The record is from RefSeq and is a predicted model, not a curated record. NCBI's taxonomy places the organism in Eukaryota, Viridiplantae, Streptophyta, Magnoliopsida, Solanales, Convolvulaceae. The coding region runs from base 1 to 552 and encodes 183 amino acids.